Molecule: messenger RNA, 570 nt
Organism: Pyrus x bretschneideri (Chinese white pear)
Lineage: Eukaryota; Viridiplantae; Streptophyta; Magnoliopsida; Rosales; Rosaceae
Product: metallothionein-like protein 1
Exons: 3
Coding region: 100-336 (78 amino acids)
Molecular function (GO): metal ion binding
Source: RefSeq, a predicted model, not a curated record
UGAAGGCCCUCACCAGAGAACCCAUCUUUGGUGGAGUGAAAUUCAGCUACCAGCAUUAGAUUAAUCUUCUCUUAUCACUCGCCAAUUUUUCCCAAAAAAAUGUCUGGUUGCGAUAAUCCGAACUGUAGCUGUGGCUCCAACUGCUCCUGUGGCAAAGGCUGCAACUGUGCGUACCCUGAUUUGGGUUACUUAGAGACUGCUUCUACUGAGACCAUCAUUACUGGGGUUGCACCAGUGAAGAUGUUCUAUGAGGGGUCUGAGAGGAACUAUGGAGCAGAGAAUGGCUGCAAAUACGGAGCAAACUGCCGCUACAGUUCAUGCGGCUGGCAAAAAUGAUCAAAAGCCGCCAUGCAUGGGGUCUCUAUAAAUAAGAAAAGACUGUAAAAGCUGAAGUGUUAGGUUAUUGUAAAAUAAUAAGAUUGCCAUUUGAUCUGCAAAUCCAUGAUCUUCUAGCUAGGGAGAGCUAGCUAGCUAGGGUUUCUGAUUUGCUUUGUGGCUUGUGAGUUGUGGCUGCCUUUGUAUGUUACAAUCCUUCUUAAAUAUAUGUGUGUGUUGUUGUGCUUUCUUUUA